This is a messenger RNA of Hansenula anomala, 1416 nucleotides long. RefSeq names its product homoserine O-acetyltransferase (gene MET2). Lineage: Eukaryota; Fungi; Ascomycota; Saccharomycetes; Phaffomycetales; Wickerhamomycetaceae. The transcript has a single exon. The coding region runs from base 1 to 1416 and encodes 471 amino acids. Gene Ontology annotation, molecular function: homoserine O-acetyltransferase activity. The record is from RefSeq and is a predicted model, not a curated record. Gene Ontology annotation, biological process: L-homoserine metabolic process.
AUGGGGAUACACAAAAAGGUAGAGUCUCAACCAGAGAAUCCAUUCUCAGGGCUUGUCAACAAGCAAACGAUAGUGGAAAUCCCUGAAUUCGUGCUGGAAUCCGGGGAAGUAUUGACAAAUGUCCCAGUGGCUUACAAGACUUGGGGUCAACUGAACAAAGCUGGAGAUAAUUGUAUGGUUAUAUGCCAUGCAUUGACUGGGUCUUCAGACGUGUCUGACUGGUGGGGUCCAUUACUAGGUCCUGGUAAAGCUUUUGAUCCAACCAAGUUCUUUGUUAUUUGCUUAAAUUCCCUUGGAUCUCCUUAUGGUUCAGCAAGUCCUGUCACAAAUGAUCCAAAUACUGGCCAAAGAUAUGGUCCUGAAUUCCCUUUAUGCACAGUUAGAGAUGAUGUUAGAAUCCACAAGCUAGUAUUGGAUGACUUGGGAGUUAAACAAUUAGCUGUUGUAAUUGGUGGUUCAAUGGGUGGUACAUUAGUUUUAGAAUGGGCUUUUUAUAAAGAUUACGUUAAAAACAUCAUUCCUUUAGCAACAAGUGCAAGACAUUCAGCUUGGUGUAUAAGUUGGAGUGAGGCUCAACGUCAAUGUAUCUACUCAGAUCCAAAAUAUCAAGAUGGUUAUUACCCAUUAAAUGAUCCACCAACUGCUGGAUUAAGUGCAGCAAGAAUGACUGCAUUGUUGACUUAUCGUUCAAGAAAUUCAUUUGAAUCAAGAUUUGGUAGAAAAGAUCCAAGUUUAGUUAAAGGAAUCCAAAACAAAGUGGAUAAACCUUCAAUAAAUAGAAGCCCUUCAACCCCUCAAGAAGAACAUUGGGCAAUUCAUAAUGAAGGUCACAGAUUAGGAAGAAAGUUACAACCAAAUGGUCUUGAAAAGACAGGAUCAUCAUCCCAAAUCAACUCUCCACGUCCAAGAUCAGAAUCAACAGAUUCAAAUGCUUCAUUGGCUUCAACAGCUUCUUCAGUUCACAAACACCAAACAUAUUUCUCUGCACAAUCUUACUUACGUUAUCAAGGUGAAAAAUUCAUCAGUAGAUUUGAUGCAAAUUGUUACAUUUCAAUCACAAGAAAGAUGGAUACAAAUGAUAUUGCAAGAGAAAGAGAAGGUGAUUUAGAAAGCUUAUUAGAAUCAUUAACACAACCUGCUUUAGUUAUUGGUAUAAGUUCAGAUGGAUUGUUUACUUAUUCAGAACAAGAAACACUAGCAAGAUAUAUGCCAAAUGCUAAACUAGAAAGAAUAAAUUCUCCAGAAGGCCAUGAUGCAUUCUUGUUAGAAUUUGCAGCUAUAAAUAAAUUGAUUAUUGAUUUCUUGAAGGAAAAUUGCUCAGAAAUACUCAAUGCUCCAGGUAUUGAAUGGAAUGAAAACAUCGAAGAGGUUACUGAAUCAGUAUUUGGUGAAGCUGAAGAAGUUACAAAUUGGUAG